Styela clava is the source of this 828-nucleotide messenger RNA. Lineage: Eukaryota; Metazoa; Chordata; Ascidiacea; Stolidobranchia; Styelidae. The record is from RefSeq and is a predicted model, not a curated record.
AGUAUCCAAAACUCACAAGUUAAUUUCAUUUUCCAAUAUCUUAAUAUCCAUGUACAGAUGCAAAUGGGCAUAUCGCUGUAUCGAGUAACAUACGAAAAUAUAGCCUAAUCAUUAACCGUGUGUCAUGGGUAAGGAAGAUAAAGUUGAGACUGAUGUCUAUGAGUAUAUGAAAAUACAAAAUAGACCAUACAGUGCUGCAGAUGUUUUUUCUAAUCUACAUAAAGUUCAUGGAAAAACAGCUGUAGUAAAAGCAAUGGAGACACUUGCAGUUGAUAAAAAAUUAAUUGAAAAAGCUUACGGUAAAUCAAAAAUAUAUGUUAUUAAUCAAAACGAAUUUCCAGAAGUUUCCGAUUUAGAAAUUACUAAACUAGAAGAGGAUAUCAAAUUAUGGACUGAAAAAUGUGAGACAUCACAAUCUGAACUGAAACUUAUAAAAGCAUCUCUGCGGACACAUCUUAGCAGUCUAACAACAGAAGGUGCAAAGUCAAAAGUAAAUCAAUUGCAAAAAGAAGUAAAGCAACUCAAAGAACGUUUAACUAAAGCGAAACAAUCCACAAAAGAUAUAAGCGAAGAAGAUAAAAAAAAUAUUUAUAAAAAUCAUAAACAAUUUGUUUCACAUUGGAAAAAGCGAAAGAGGAUGACAACCGAUCUAAUGGAAGCUGUGUUGGAAGGAUAUCCAAAGUCUAAAAAAGUUUUUAUUGAAGAAGUUGGAAUCGAGACCGAUGAGGAAUGCAAUGCUAAGAUACCUGAAGUUUGAAACUUGUUUCGUGGAUAAUGGGCAUCACUAUAUUAUGAAUUGAACAAAUAAGCAUUGUGUAUUCUGGAUUU